This is a messenger RNA of Thermothelomyces thermophilus ATCC 42464, 2569 nucleotides long. RefSeq names its product glycoside hydrolase family 5 protein. Bases 1 to 2358 code for a protein of 785 amino acids. Gene Ontology annotation, cellular component: extracellular region; cell surface. Gene Ontology annotation, biological process: glucan catabolic process. The transcript has 3 exons. NCBI's taxonomy places the organism in Eukaryota, Fungi, Ascomycota, Sordariomycetes, Sordariales, Chaetomiaceae. Gene Ontology annotation, molecular function: beta-glucosidase activity. The record is from RefSeq and is a predicted model, not a curated record.
AUGGCCCGCGACCCCCCCUCGGCAACCCGCCGCUCCAGAUCCCGCCACCCGGACCCCGACCCCGACCCCGACCGGGACGGCUACCGCGAACAGCGCCGUCACAGACGCCACUCCUCCUCCGCCGCCGAUGGAUCCCAGCACCAGCGCCGCACGAAGCGCCGACCGACGAGCACGCCCCGCGCCGGCGUCGCCGGCGUCGCUGCCGAGUACCAUGCCUCGGAAGAGGAGGGUGGGUCGUCCCCGUCGUCGCAGGUCCUCUCCGCGGCCGCGCUGGCGCGGCUGAACAGGGAGAACGCGGCCGCGGCGCGGGGCGGGGGCGGCGGAAGGAGAGGGGAGAGGGAGCGGGCGAGGGGGCGGGAGAGGCAAGGGAUCGCAAGGGAGGCGGAAGCCGAGAGGGAGAGGGAACGGGAGCUGAGGAGGGAACGGCGGCGGGAACGGGAGAGAGAGCAGGAGCGGGAGAGGGCGAGGCGGAGGGAGCGGAGUCGGGGGUAUGAGAUUGUGGAAGUCUCGCCGACUAGGGGAAAUUGGAAAUCCGGAGACCGGGAAGCAGGAGGGACGAGGAGGAGGGUGGUGAGCGGGCCGGCGUUGGAAGAGGGGAGAAGCGGCGGCGGCGGCGGCGGCAGCAGCGGCGCCGGUGCUGGUGGGAAGGCGUGGGGGGGCCUGAGAGGCGGAUGGAGGGGCAGCCAGGAUAGCGUGACGUUGGAGAAGGAGGCGCUGUGGAAGGGGAAAAAGGUGCCGUGGUACCAGCAGAAAAAGAAGCUGUGGAUCCUCAUUGGGGUCUGCUCCGUACUGCUCAUCAUCAUCAUCAUCGUGGCAGCGGUGGUGGUGCCCAAGGCUGGCUCCGGGGAGGAAAAGCGCGAUGAUGAGAGCAGCGAGAGCAGCGACGGCAACCUCGCGGGGAUAUCACCAGACAGCAUUCCAGAAGGGGCGCCCUCGUGGCUGAAUCCCUUUGUCUGGCAGGACACAACCGACUUCAACCUCACCUACACCGACGAGAUGGUGGGUGACCUGCCCGUCAUGGGCCUCAACACGGACUGGGACGACUCGGCAAGGGCAAACGAGAACGUGCCGGCACUGGACGAACCAUGGGGCGACUACGCAAAGCGGCCAGCAAGAGGCGUCAACAUCGGGGGCUGGCUCUCGCUCGAGCCCUUCAUCACCCCGUCGCUGUUCGAGUAUGAUUUACGCAUGGGCAUCGUCGACGAGUACACGCUCUGCAAGUACCUGGGCAGGAGAUGCGAGAGCGUGCUCGAGAAGCACUACGCCACGUUUGUCACCGAGGACACGUUCCGGGAGAUCCGGGACGCCGGGCUGGACCACGUCCGCAUUCCCUUUUCCUACUGGGCCGUGCAGACGUACGAGGGCGACCCGUACCUCUUCCGCACGUCCUGGCGGUACCUGCUCCGAGCGAUCGAGUGGUGCCGCCGUUACGGGCUGCGCGUCAACCUCGACCUGCACGGCCUCCCGGGCAGCCAGAACGGGUGGAACCACAGCGGCCGGCUGGGCGCCAUCGGCUGGCUGAACGGCACCAACGGGGACGUCAACGCGCGGCGGUCGCUCGAGAUCCACGACCGGCUGUCCAAGUUCUUCGCGCAGCCGCGGUACCGCAACAUCAUCAGCCACUACGGGCUGGCCAACGAGCCGCGGAUGACGUUCCUCGACACCGGGAAGGUGCUCCAGUGGACGGCGGACGCGUACGCGCUGGUGCGGCGCAACGGCGUGUCGGACGCCGUCGUCGUCUUUGGCGACGGCUUCCGGGGACUGGGCAACUGGCAGGGCGAGCUGACGGGGCUGGACCGGGCGGCGCUCGACGUGCACCAGUACGUCAUCUUCAACACGAACCAGAUCGUCUUCAACCACAGCGAGAAGGUCCGGUACGCGUGCGAGGGCUGGACGGAGCAGACGCUCGAGAGCAUGGACCGCGCCACCGGCUUCGGCCCGACGCUGAUCGCCGAGUGGUCGCAGGCCGACACCGACUGCGCCCGGCACCUGACCAACGUCGGCUGGGGCAACCGCUGGACGGGCACGUACGUCACCCCCGACGGCGACGGCGACGUCACCACGCCGCGGUGCCCGACCAUGGACAGCUCGUGCAGCUGCGACCAGGCCAACUCGCCGGCCAGCCAGUGGAGCGACCCGUACAAGCGCUUCCUGAAGCUCUUUGCCGAGGCGCAGAUGUCGAGCUUCGAGAAGGGCUGGGGUUGGUUCUAUUGGGUUUGGGAUACCGAGGAUGCACCGCAGUGGAGCUACAAAAAGGGGCUCGCCGCGGGCGUCCUCCCGGCCAAGGCGUACGAGAGAGACUUUGACUGCGACCUGUCGAAGAUUCCGAGCUUCUCGGACCUCCCAGAGUAUUACUAGGGAGAAGGUUGGCUCUAUCAUUUUCCUUUUCGCGUGCGUGGUCGGCGUCUCGGAGUUAAUGGGUUUUCGUUUUCUUUCUUUUGGGCUUACAUAGUACAGUGGGGUCAGAAAAGUGUUUGCCCACUUCAACCCUGGUAAUCCACUUCCAAAUCAGCUCAACCAACUAACCCUCUUCAACUUCAACGACGGCUACGCCGACUUUUCCAUCUUC